ACAUAAACAUAAGCCCUACCGCAAUCCCCCACUCUCGCAAAUGGCAGAACAAAACCCCCUUCUCUCUCUCGCGCCCAAAUUCUCUUCUCUCUCUCUCUCCCACUCUACGAUGGGGGAAGACCGUGAGGCGCUACAGGCAUCUGAACAGUUUUUGUCUGAAUCGAUCAAAGAGAUAUCCGUCCUCCUUUUGUGCCGGGCAAUGGCCCGUAUAGGGAUGAAAAAUUACGAGGGUGCCAUUGGAGACUGUUUGCAAGCCAUAAAGCUCGAUGACUCGAGAUGGCAGCCGCAUUACUGUAUGGGGCUUGCAUACUUCCAUUUGAAGAAGUACAAGGAUGCCAAGUCUGCCCUCUUCAAAAGGGCGGACUUGGCUGCCGGCUACAGGUCCUGGUUUGAUGACCUGAUUUUAAAUUGCAAUGAUGCGGAUGCUGAACUGCCAGUUGAUGCUGCAGCAAAGGAAGUGGUCCCCUUGGUAAACGAGCUUCUGAAGAUGCUGGCGUACACAAUCAUCCCGGGAAUAAAUAGCAACCUUGUUUGACCGCUGGAGAUAAGGACGCACACACACACUUUACUGGCAUGACUUUUUGAGGGAUGAAUCAAUGGGUGGACUUCUCCUACUGGUGGGAGAUAGCAGGGAAGUUGAAGGAAUGCACUUGGUAAUCUUUCCUGGCGAAGUUGAAGACCCAGCGUAGAGUGUCGUUCCACUUUUAUGUAGCGGCACAUGAUUUAAAUUUCUUGUCUUAAUACUUAUAAUGUGGAA
This is a messenger RNA of Rhododendron vialii, 757 nucleotides long. RefSeq lists its product as uncharacterized. The transcript is spliced from 3 exons. Gene Ontology annotation, biological process: post-translational protein targeting to endoplasmic reticulum membrane. Gene Ontology annotation, cellular component: membrane; TRC complex. Gene Ontology annotation, molecular function: protein binding; molecular adaptor activity. The record is from RefSeq and is a predicted model, not a curated record. Bases 41 to 535 code for a protein of 164 amino acids. Lineage: Eukaryota; Viridiplantae; Streptophyta; Magnoliopsida; Ericales; Ericaceae.